AAGCUAGCUGUCGGUUUCACACCUCCUUAGUGUGUCUGUGGCUGCGGCCAAGGGCUGCUGCUUCUUCAGUCACUCGCGCGUACAUGGGCCUCAUGAUAGCUGACACAGCAACUCCGUUCUUCCUGCAGUUAACCCAGGUGGCGGUUUCUGUAACUGCUUACAGAACUUGACAGAUAUUGCAGAGAGUAAGAAGAGAGAAAAUGCCGUCCACAAAAUAAUGCAAGAGAAUUUCCUAGAACCAACUUCGUGAGGAAGGGGGUUCCCUGCGUGGCCAGCACUGUGUGUGAAAAGGCAGGUGUCCUUCGCUCUCCCCAUCUGUUCAGUUCCCGGGUGCUGAGUGCAGUGUCCCGUCUCCAUGAAGCUGACGUGACAGCAUCCAGGUGAAAGGGCCCCCCUGCCCUGUCCACGGACAGGAUGACCAAAACCCGGCUCUUCCGCCUGUGGCUGGUCUUGGGGUCUGUCUUCAUGGUCUUCCUGAUCAUCGUGUACUGGGACAACGUGGGCACUGCCCACUUCUACCUGCACACUUCCUUCCCCAGGCCGCACCCCCUGGCGCCGCUGCCCACCCCCACGCAUGGGGCAGAGAAAGAGUUCAUGUCGGACGUGGACGUGUUUUUGCAGAAGCUGCUUGGCGGCAGCCUGAAGCAGAACGUCCCUUCGGGUAAAAGGACGGAGCAGCCCUCCGUGCCGGCCUCCAACAGGCCCGUGCUGAGCAACGCGGAGGAGAGCGUAAGGGGCUAUGACUGGUCCACCCGCGACGCCCAGCAGGGCCCGGACCCGGGCGGGCAGCAGGCCGAGAGGCGGAGUGUGCUCAGGGGGCUCUGUGCCAAUGCCAGCUUCGUGUUCCCCACCAAGGAGCGCUCCUUUGACGACAUUCCCAACUAUGAGCUCAACCACCUCAUCGUGGACGACCGCCACGGGGUCAUCUACUGCUACGUGCCCAAGGUGGCCUGCACCAACUGGAAGCGUGUGAUGAUCGUGCUGAGCGAGAGCCUCCUGGACCGUGGCACCCCCUACCGCGACCCCCUGGACAUCCCCCGGGAGUACGUCCACAACUCCAGCACCCACUUGACUUUCAACAAAUUCUGGCGCCGCUACGGCAAGUUCUCCCGCCACCUGAUGAAGAUCAAGCUGAAGAAGUACACCAAGUUCCUGUUUGUGCGGGACCCCUUCGUGCGCCUCAUCUCGGCCUUCCGCAGCAAGUUCCAGCUGGAGAACGAGGAGUUCUACCGCAAGUUCGCGGUGCCCAUGCUCAAGAUGUACGCCAACCGCAGCGGCCUGCCCGCGUCCGUCAGCGAGGCCUUCAGCGCGGGCCUCAAGGUGUCCUUCGCCAACUUCAUCCAGUAUCUGCUGGACCCGCGCACCGAGAAGCUGGCGCCCUUCAACGAGCACUGGAGGCAGGUGCACCGCCUCUGCCACCCCUGCCAGAUUGACUACGACUUCGUGGGGAAGCUGGAGACCCUGGACCAGGACGCCGCCCAGCUCCUGCGGCUCCUCAAGGUGGACAAGCUCCUGCACUUCCCCCCGAGCUACCGGAACAGAACUGCCAGCAGCUGGGAGGAGGACUGGUUCGCCACCAUCCCCCUGGCCUGGAGGCAGCAGCUUUACAAACUCUACGAGGCUGACUUUGUCCUCUUUGGCUACCCCAAGCCCGAAAACCUACUUAGAGACUGAAGGCGUCGGGGGCAGUCCCGGACCUCAAAACCAGCUGGGCGGGUGGGGCUUCUUCCAACCCGGACCAAGGGUCCUGCCGCGCCACGGCCUUCCUCCCGAGAAUGGGUGAGGGGUUGCCGUGUGUAUUUUUUUAUGGCUUUGUUCCCCUCCCAGUCUGGCCCGUGGCACAACUCCACAGCGCUCCCGUUGACCAGGCAGCUGGAGACUCCUGGAAUCGACGGCUCCCACACUCUGGUUUUUCAUAUCACCUGCGGUUUUGCAAUCUGGACGUACUGUUUAUUCCACUGCCUGUAUUCCUUGAGUACUGUGUUAAUAUUGUUUUUUUAAGAUUAAUAUAUUUCAGAUAUUUAAUAUGAAAAGUGGAGGAGAGGAUGGAGUAAAGGUCACAUCUGCUUCUGC
This is a messenger RNA of Mustela erminea (ermine), 2073 nucleotides long. It is a transcript of the gene CHST12, whose product is annotated as carbohydrate sulfotransferase 12. NCBI's taxonomy places the organism in Eukaryota, Metazoa, Chordata, Mammalia, Carnivora, Mustelidae. Gene Ontology annotation, biological process: proteoglycan biosynthetic process; carbohydrate biosynthetic process. Gene Ontology annotation, molecular function: sulfotransferase activity. The coding region runs from base 415 to 1674 and encodes 419 amino acids. Gene Ontology annotation, cellular component: membrane. The record is from RefSeq and is a predicted model, not a curated record. The transcript has 3 exons.